Clonostachys rhizophaga is the source of this 1779-nucleotide messenger RNA. The record is from the annotation of a GenBank genome assembly. Lineage: Eukaryota; Fungi; Ascomycota; Sordariomycetes; Hypocreales; Bionectriaceae.
AUGCAGGCUACUUGGUCUGCACUCAAUGACGAUCCCGACAACAGCCCGUCCCAGUCGGUCCGCUGGUCGCGCACCAUGGCGCGCAGUGGCAGGCUGAAGAACGUCCGGGUUGCCAAGCCGACAACCCGGAAAAAGUAUCGUGUUCGGUUCCAGGUGGCAGAGAAGGCACGCGCCCCGGCCAAGGUCCGCCGACGGCAGCAUCUGCAGGUCGAUGACUUUGAGGCCGCACUGGGAUCGUCACAUGGCGCGAUAGCGAGGGACAAUACAACACGUGGACUUGCUGCACCUGUAACGGAAGACAAUCGCUUUCCGUUGUGUUCCCCAGUAGACGCCUCGACGGCCCAGGUUGACUUAUCCAGCCAGUCUCAAGAAUCUCGAGAUACUGAAUCAAGCAAUUACUCCAUGCUACCCGGGCUUGAUUCUUCUUGGCCGCUGCAGCUGGAGGACCCGUUGCCUUUGAUUCCAGUACGUGAGAUCACGGAUUCUCCACCUUGCGACGCAGCUGCGCUGCUUGAAUUACCAUCCCCUACCUCUGCCGCCCCCACCGACGAUACAUUCGACCGGUAUAGCUCAUCAUCGAACGACGAUCUCUAUUUUCUUCCCUCCAUCAGAUCGCGUCAAAGCACACCUGCGGCAAUCACAGAUUCCGAAGAAGAUCAACCUCCAGUAUCUGUCAUACCAGCCUCGAUGCAGUUCCCCAUCCUUCAACAUGCGUUAUUCGCCCUGACAGGAUACUGGGCAUCGCGAUCCUGCACCAGCAAGACAGAAGACUCGGUGAAGGCUCUGUGGCAUAAGCAAAAGGUCCUCGUGCUGUUCCGAGAGAGUCUCGCUGCUGGAGACUGCGCUAGCCUUCCCAAUCUGCUUGCCUGCCUUUUCAUCCAAUCCAUCGAAAUCGUUGACUCUGGCAUCGGGGACUGGGCCCUGUGGCUACAGGGCAUCAUCAUGAUGCUCCAGGGUCGAGACAGGCUAGAGGCGGACAUGGUGGAAGCCAGCGACUGGCAAGUCUUUACCAAGUGCGCUGUCGCGAUGGAGACAAUGGCGGCCGUGACAUCCUGGCGCCCCAUCACCAUCUCCAGCGCCUACUGGCGUGCCUUUCUCGGUGACUUAAGCAUGUAUUACCAUGUUCGACGUGGCGGGGAGAUGACUGUCCAUAGGCUAUGCAGCGAGGAUCAGUUCUUCCAGAAAAUCCUCGGCUGUCCAACCAUCGUCUUGUUCGUGCUCUGCGAGAUUGAGCGAUACGUGGCAUCGGCGCCAUGCGGUGGCGGCAGUGUCGACGAGACGCGAGUUGACAACGACAACGACAACAACUGCCGCUUCAAUGCCUGGGAGGACCUGUUAGUUCGUUGGACGCCGCCCGCGGACAGCAGCGAGACGCUGAUGAACAUUUCAGAAGCUUACCGCAACGCAGCCCUCGUGCACUAUUCGCGAAGGGUGCGGAGGCUCCCGUACCGCCAUGCCACGGUGCAGCAGUACAUUGUCCGGACCCUGCACCACCUCAAGGAGUUUGACUAUCGCAUGUCGAGUGUCAACGUAAUAUGGCCUCUCAUGAUUGCCAGCCUAGAGCUGGAUAUUUUCGAACGUCCAGAGCUGAAGCAGCGCACCCUCGAGAUUCUCGAGGACUUUCCGCCGGGCGUGAACAGACUUGUGCUUUUUGAGAAUUGCGCAGAGUUGCUAAGACUGGUCUGGGACCAUAGGCGCAAGUCGGAACUCAGGGGCGAGGAACCUCUUGACUGGAGAGAUAUCUCAAAGGAGGUGGGCUGGGUCUGGUCCUUUUGGUGA